AUGUUGACACACGACAGAGACGAAGAACUCUCUAUGUUCCUUGAGAUGCGUCGACGUGAGAAAGAACAUAGAGGAGAUUCUCUUUUAACAGGAUCUGAUAAUGUUAGUAGUAUCAACGGAAUGUUGAGGACUGCGGCGGCGACGGCACUCUCUGGUAUCUCCGAAACGAUGUCGUCUCAACGUUGUCUUCCCCGGAGAACCGCCGCUGAGAACUUCCUGUACUCGGAAAAUGAGAAGUCCGAUUACGAUUGGCUGCUAACGCCGCCAGGCACGCCGCAGUUCGAGAAAGAGUCACAUAGAAGCGUAAUAAAUCAGCUCGAUGCUCCCAAUUCUCGCCCCACGAAUCUUAAAUCUCGGCUAGGGAACUGCCGUGAAGAGAUAGUCUCAAGGAACAAUAACAAUCCUCAAAUGUCGUCGUUUGGGGGCAGCUCUUCCUCUGUAGCUGGACUUAGAAGACCAUCUUCCUCAGGUAGCUCAAGGUCAAGUAGCAGACCUUGCACACCAACCAGAAGGUCUACAACUCCAACCACCUCCACAACAAGGCCUGUGACCACUAGAGCUUCAAACUCUAGAUCCUCAACACCCACCUCACGUGCUACCAUAACCGCUGCACGUGCUACUACCUCCACCGCGGCUCCACGCACCACGACUACAACAACUGGUUCAGCUAGAUCAGCUACUCCAACUCGAACUAUGACCCGGCCAUCUUCUGCACCUUCUAAAAAGCCUUUAUCAAGGCCAGCCACACCAACACGCAGACCUUCAACCCCGACCGGUCCAUCAAUAGUUUCGAGUAAGGCUCCAUCGCGAGGGACUUCUCCAAAUGUAAAGUCGUCAAGGCCGUGGAAACCGCCUGAGAUGCCUGGUUUCUCUUUAGAAGCCCCACCGAAUCUGAGGACCACUUUACAAGACAGGCCGGUAUCAGUUUCAAGAGGCAGACCCGGAGUAGCCUCAGCACCAGGUUCAAGAUCGGGUUCUAUAGAACGCGGCAAUGGCCCCAUUAGUGGUGGCUUGGGACAUUCAAGAAGGCAAUCUUGCUCCCCUUCCAGAGGCCGGGCGCCUAUCGGGAACACCAACGGGAGUCUCACGGGUGUGCGUGGGCGAGCAAAGGCAAGCAAUGGUGGAAAUAGCUGCGAUAGCUUGAGCCCAGUGGCUAUGGGAAAUAAAAUGGUCGAGAGAGUGGUGAACAUGAGGAAACUAGGUCCACCACGGCUAACCGAAAGCGGUAGUCGAGGAACAGGGAAAUCUAGCUCAGCUUUUAACAGCCUUGGGUAUGGUAGAAACCUCUCCAAGAGCUCAAUCGAUAUGGCCUUAAGACAUAUGGAUAUAAGACGAGGCAUGACAGGAAAUCUGAGGCCGCUUGUGACGAAAGUUCCGGCAUCAUCAAUGUACAGCGUCAGAAGCCGGACGGCUAGUGUCACAAACUCUCCGGUAGCGACAAGCAGCUCAUCCGAACCUAGUGUCGACAACAUAAACAUUCUUUGCUUAGAUGGGAACGAAGCCGAAAACGAUGAUCUUCUCAGCGAGAGAAGCUAUUCUUAUUCUUCUCCGCGAAACCAGUUCUCCAAACUCCAAUCUUGA
This is a messenger RNA of Arabis nemorensis, 1581 nucleotides long. The record is from the annotation of a GenBank genome assembly. Lineage: Eukaryota; Viridiplantae; Streptophyta; Magnoliopsida; Brassicales; Brassicaceae.